AACUAUUUGGUAAAUGAUUCUGAGUCUAAUACAGCUGAUAGUUCUUAUGAAAUGUAAUGAAAAUUUAUUUUUAGUUCUUAGAUAGGCCAGUACUCUGCGUCUAUGGUCUUCGUAAUUUUUUAACUGUUCAUACCUAAUUCAUAUCGUAAAUAACGUAGAAGUAAAUAAACAUUCACCGCCCGGCUUCCUAUAAGUUCUAUAGGUACAAUACGUAGCUGAAAUUAAAUAUAAUAAACUAAUUAUCGAAUUGUAAAAUACUAAUUUUUAUGUUAUAUGGCUUACAAAAAUACCAAUUGAUGAUUUACAAAGAUUACAUAACCUCAAUCUAAAAUGGCAACUAGAACAAUAUUAGUUGGUGGUGGCACCGGUUUUGUGGGGACACGCUUGAAUAAGCUUCUAAAAGUUAGCAACUGUAAUGUCAUUAAUGUAUCUCGAAUGCCUGCUGCUAAUAAUAUAUCUUGGACUGCAGUAGAAAGUUCAGGCUUGCCACCUGGCACCAGCGCUGUUGUUAAUCUUGCUGGACAACAAUUUCUGGAUUUCACAAAAUCAUGGACCACAGGCUUUAAACAAAAUGUUUUUAAUUCCCGAGUUUACACAACAAGAGCGCUAGCUACAGCCAUAAAUACAACUCAAAAUAAACCCAAGGUAUUCGUGUUAGUCACCGGUGUUGGGGCAUAUGAACCAUCUGAAACUAAGAAAUAUGAUGAAUCCAGCCCAACAACAGGACAAGAUUUCUUUUCAAAACUACUUGUAGAUUGGGAAAAGGCUGCUACUAUAGAUCCACCUGUGAGACUAGUAAUAAUAAGGUCUGGUGUAGUAAUUGGUCGUGAGGGUGGGAUGAUUAAAAACAUGUUUUUGCCAUUUUAUUUUGGACUUGGUGGUCCAAUUGCAUCUGGCAAACAAUUUCUACCAUGGAUACAUAUAGAAGAUUUAAUAAGAUUAAUACAAUUCUCCAUAGAAUGCGAAGAAGUUAAAGGCAUAUUGAAUGGUGUUGCACCUCACAUCGUCACAAAUGCGGAAUUUACGAAGACAUUUGCUAAGGCGCUGUCGCGACCUGCCAUAUUUCCAGUGCCGGAGUUUAUAUUGAAUUUACUUCUCAAUGAGGAACGUGCAAUGUUGUUAACAAAAGGACAACAUGUUACGCCUAAACGAACCUUGGAAUACGGAUUCAAAUAUAAAUAUCCUAAGAUUGAGGAUGCAUGUAGAGAAUGUGCACAUCUUUUACCCAACAACUAAUAGGACUGUGUUAAUCUCUCAUUAUUUAGAAGUAGUAGUCUGUUUUUUAUACUCAUAUAAUGUGUGAUAUGUUUGCAAUGGUGUUGAAAUUAACUUAAGUUUCAAAAAGUAUGUUUAAUAAUUUAUUCUCAUAUAUUAUGUAAGAACUGUCCAGUAAGUUGAUUUAUCUCUCAAGACCGUUAAGCUUAAGUUGCAUUAUUGUUUAUUAUUUACACGUUAAGUAUUACGCCAAAUACUUACUGUCAAUAGGAAAUCAAUAUAUUUAUACAUAAAAUGUUUUUAAAAUUA
Pararge aegeria (speckled wood butterfly) is the source of this 1524-nucleotide messenger RNA. It is a transcript of the gene SDR39U1, whose product is annotated as epimerase family protein SDR39U1. The record is from RefSeq and is a predicted model, not a curated record. Lineage: Eukaryota; Metazoa; Arthropoda; Insecta; Lepidoptera; Nymphalidae. The coding region runs from base 331 to 1236 and encodes 301 amino acids. The transcript has 5 exons.